This is a messenger RNA of Babesia bigemina, 735 nucleotides long. RefSeq lists its product as hypothetical. The record is from RefSeq and is a predicted model, not a curated record. The coding region runs from base 1 to 735 and encodes 244 amino acids. The transcript is spliced from 8 exons. Lineage: Eukaryota; Apicomplexa; Aconoidasida; Piroplasmida; Babesiidae.
AUGGCACACGACACACAUACUACGUGCCCGGAUCUCGGGGCAUUCAUAGUCUCAAAAUACGAUCCGUUGCUCACUAUUGUCAAAGAGCUCAAUGAGAACCUGCAACACCUCGAAAGAGAAAACCUGAGGCUAGAGCGCAGGAUUGUGAACCUUGAGCAGUACAUUGCCGGAGCGCAGGCCGCUGAUGUGGUGUAUACACUAGAGGAAGAAUCGGCGCUUUCGCCGCCGUGGCUGUUUAGCUGCCAGUACACACAUCGGACAGAUUGGCACCGCAAUCUCAACGUUGCAAGUACUCUUGGAGUUCAAUCCAUCAAACACGAUGGAAUUGGAUGUCUCGCUGAAAACAUGUGGAUAGCCUUCAUGGAAGAGAUUCCAGCCAUGUGUAACAUCAAAGUCGACCUCAAGGAAAUGGUGGACCUCCAAUCGAUGCGCCGAAUAGCGCGCCGAGUAUUAAUGGAGCUCUCUCAAAACGAAGCCAUGGUGGUGCUGAGGAAUGUGCCAGGAAAGGACGAAGCCACGACAAACGCGACCACCAUCACGCUGGUGGCGAUACUGGCUUCCGCCAUUGCAGAGGCGUGGAAGAGGGUGGAGUAUACGACACCUCAAAACAUGGGCAGAGUAUGCCUGAUCCUAGAAGGUAGGCGAAAAUGCAGGCAAACACAUAAAGCAGGUGAAAAUAUCGGAAGCAGACUCCGAGCAGGCACGAAAAAGUUCAGGAUAGAACCGUUGAACUAA